Messenger RNA from Anopheles stephensi (Asian malaria mosquito), 4440 nucleotides. It is a transcript of the gene trc, whose product is annotated as serine/threonine-protein kinase tricornered. Bases 672 to 2048 code for a protein of 458 amino acids. Gene Ontology annotation, molecular function: ATP binding; protein serine/threonine kinase activity. NCBI's taxonomy places the organism in Eukaryota, Metazoa, Arthropoda, Insecta, Diptera, Culicidae. The record is from RefSeq and is a predicted model, not a curated record. The transcript is spliced from 6 exons. Gene Ontology annotation, biological process: peptidyl-serine phosphorylation; intracellular signal transduction.
GCCAGACGGUGGUUUGAUUUACAAAGAAAUUUCAGCACAACAGUGCACGUAAAUACAUUUUCUCUUCUCGUCGCAGCACUGGAAGCGAAAUUAUACGCCCGCUCGGGAAGUGGAAAUCCCGUUAGGGAAGCAGCGUGUGUGUGAGUGCGUGAGUGGAGCCCUGCGUACGUUUGUUGUGCUGCCCUGGCCCUACGUCUUUUCCCACCGCCAGCCACCCGCCACCCAACCCCCAACAAAUCGCCAUCGUCAUCAGCGAGUACGGACACAAGGUAGUGUAGUACCGUGUGGUCGUGUUCCCGAGAGGUUGGUGCGCGUUCAUGUUGUGUGCAGUGCAUUGUAUGUGCCCCGUUUUGUAGUGUCUCCUUGUCUACUUUUGGACGGGGAGGGGAACGAAAGGAAAGGAAAAUCAGAGCACUAGCUGCUGGCCAACAGUAGGAACGGGAACGGACGCGGGCGAGUGCAGAGAAUCGACAGGGGGGUUUUUUUCCACUUACGGAUCGGAGUGACGGCGAACGGACCCGGUUGCUCCUAGAAGCCUCAGCACACACUCACACACACACACACAAUAACAACCACCACAGUGACGGAGCGGCUCCUCGGAGAGGCUCCGCGAUCACGGCUUAGGAACGGAAGGCGCAACCGGCGCACCACCAGCACUGACAGGCAGCGGCAUGACGGCGACUGAUAACACGGUUCGCUUCAGCGAUCACACGCUCGAUAAGGCGACGAAGGCGAAGGUUACACUGGAGAACUACUACAGCAAUCUGAUCACACAGCACGGUGAACGGAAGCAGCGCCAGGCCAAGCUGGAAGCAUCGCUAAAGGAUGAAACGCUGUCCGAAUCGCAGCGCCAGGAGAAGCGCAUGCAGCACGCCCAGAAGGAGACGGAAUUUUUGCGCCUCAAACGAUCCCGGCUCGGUGUGGAAGAUUUCGAAGCGCUCAAGGUGAUCGGACGGGGUGCGUUCGGCGAGGUGCGGUUGGUGCAGAAAAAAGACACCGGACACGUGUACGCGAUGAAGGUGCUGCGGAAGGCGGACAUGCUGGAGAAGGAGCAGGUGGCCCACGUACGGGCGGAACGGGACGUGCUGGUGGAGGCUGACCAUCAGUGGGUGGUAAAGAUGUACUACAGUUUUCAGGAUUCGGUAAAUUUGUAUCUGAUUAUGGAGUUCCUCCCGGGGGGCGAUAUGAUGACGCUGCUCAUGAAAAAGGACACCCUGUCGGAGGAAUGCACACAGUUCUACAUUGUCGAAACAGCUCUCGCGAUCGAUUCGAUCCAUCGGCUCGGUUUCAUUCACCGUGACAUUAAGCCGGACAAUCUGCUGCUGGACGCGCGCGGUCACCUAAAGCUGUCCGACUUUGGGCUGUGCACGGGGCUUAAGAAAUCGCACCGUACCGACUUCUACCGCGAUCUGUCGCAAGCAAAACCGUCCGACUUUAUCGGCACCUGCGCAAGCCCGAUGGAUUCGAAACGGCGGGCGGAAAGCUGGAAGCGGAAUCGGCGAGCGCUGGCGUACAGUACGGUCGGUACGCCCGACUACAUUGCGCCGGAAGUGUUUUUGCAGACGGGGUACGGGCCGGCGUGCGAUUGGUGGUCGCUCGGUGUGAUUAUGUACGAGAUGCUGAUGGGCUACCCGCCGUUCUGCUCGGACAACCCGCAGGACACGUACCGGAAGGUGAUGAACUGGCGGGAAACGCUCAUCUUUCCGCCGGAGACACCGAUCUCGGAGGAGGCGCGUGAUACGAUAGUGAAAUUUUGCUGCGAAGCUGAACGACGACUCGGCUCGCAGCGAGGAAUUGAGGAUCUGAAGCUAGUGCAAUUCUUCCGCGGCGUCGACUGGGAGCACAUACGGGAGCGACCGGCCGCCAUCCCGGUGGAAGUGCGCUCGAUCGACGAUACAUCGAACUUUGACGAAUUUCCGGACGUAGCACUAGAGAUACCCGCCCACCCACAACCGGAAGGCGAAGUGCUCAAGGACUGGGUGUUUAUCAACUACACCUUCCGACGGUUCGAAAGCCUUACCCAGCGCGGUACACCGACGAAAAAGUGAGCUGUGAAUGGAAAAAAAAAAUCGUGAAAACCACUGAAAACCGGAAAAAAUACAACAGCGCGCGCAGCAGACACCGAAGCAAAGCAGCAGCAGCAGCAUACCGUGAGUCCCAAUCCCCAAUCGAUCGAUCGACCAACCAACGGGAUGAUGGCACAGGAUCGUGUAACCGGCUAGUGCGUCCCCACAAGCAGAGGACAGACAGAUAGUAACGCGGAGCAAAGAUACUAGGAUCUAUGUAUGAGUGUGUGUGUGUGUGUGUGUGUGUGGAUGAUUUCAGGCCGUUUUUGCGUUAUCGCGUUCCCCGCGUAACUGUAUCCUGUCCUGUUUUACAAUGAUUGGCUAUUGCUCGGGAGGUGUGUAAAAUCUGAUUUUCCGGUUCAAUUUCCCGGUUAGACCGUAGACUGACAGAUAGACGGAUAGACCCAUGGAGGAUGCAAUUUUAAAAUGAAUCGGUUUGCCAGAUUAAAAAUCUAUUUAAAAUUCAAGGCAGCAACUUGAACAGCAGACAACACAAUUGCAAGCAACACUGUUUACUUAAAUUUAACAAUUUUCAUAAUUUUUAUUAAACAAACGGAAGAAAUGUUAGUUUGGCUGCUAUCCCGCACUUUCCUUAUCAUUUGAAUGAUUGUGUUAUUCAUGUGGACAGUGUCAGCUAACUGUGACUUUGUGUUGGUUUUUCCCAUGGUAAAGUCUGUUAAAUCUCCCUAUUAAAUUAUGGACAAAAAAACACACACACACACAGUAACAAGAAGGAAUAGACAGCUUUAGGUUGGUGGUAGCUUGAGUGGCCAGGAUCAGUCAGGACCUAUGAACCUCAUCCUUACGUUGCCUGCGGUUGUUUUCGUGUCUCUCAAAAUUAGUAGCUGGCUUGUUUGUUUGUUGGUUUUUUGCUCUGUUUUCCCUACACCCCCUCCCUCCCCCCUCCCCCCUUAGAAUUUAUUUCGUUCUUCCUCACUGUACCAAGUACUAGCCGUUAGAGUAGUAGGUUUUGUGUUUCGCUUUAAGUAAACUAAUCUAAUGAUGCGUGCUCGUGCUUGAUGAAGAGACUUUGCUCCAAUUUCGAAUCCCAUGGAGAGAGGGCGCUAACCUUGCUAUUUAUGAAGCAGCCGGCAGUCUCUCGUCACCGCUUUUCAUCGAGCCCAUUUGCUGACUGCCGACCGUCCAUCCAGAGCGAAAGAGUGCGCAUUUUCGAGUUAGAGUGUUAGCUUUUGUCCCCUUUUUUUUGUCGGUUAAGUUAUCUAAAUAUGCGCUUGUUUUAGGGAGAAAGCAUUAGUCGGUUAAAAUAGAAAACCCGGGAUGAUGUGUUAACCGGAACCGGAAACAAAAUGGCAGCCACCGCAGGCAAGUAGCAGCAGUCCCCCCUUUGACGCAGCCCUAGCUGUUUGCGGUGAAUUUGGUUUGUGCAUACAAAGUGUCCGUGAUGUGAGCGCGAAAUGAAAUCCGUUCUUGCCGCCGCUGCCUCCUAAUACACACUUAUGGGGUCUGCCCGAAAGCGAGAGAUUUAGAGCUAGAAGCGAAAGAGGGAGAGAGAGAGGAAGCGGUAGCGAAAAUAUCAGUUUAAAUCGCUCCCAACUUUUCUUCUGGUACGUAGAGUAGUAGCGUUUUAAGCCGUUUUUCCUUUCUAAGUAUCCGACGCUGAUUUUAACUCGAAAUUGGUGAUUAUCGUAGCGAGAUUGGGAAGCAACACAGAAUCGGAACAGCAUGAGCAUGAUGAUUGAGCCCAUAGUAUUAAAUAGAAUAUUGUAAUUGUACGAUGAUGAUGAUAAUGUAUUGUAUUGUAUUGCAUUGUUUUUUUAAUGAUUAUGAUUAUGAUUUGUUCAUAAGUAAUCGCAGAGCACACUCAUAAUACACACACUACUACUGACCUUUCCGAACAAACGUAAGCGAGAGAGUGAGAGAGAUAGAUAGAUAGAAAGGGCCUCCCCAUUUGCUGCCUAAUCCUAUCACACCGCCUCCCCCCCAGAACCCACUGGGUGAGCCUUGGUAGGCAAGAAAUGAUAAUAAAAUUGACAUAUGGUGGUCGCUUCAUUGUAAACGUAAUCCCCGUAAUCUACCGAAUCUUGCUGCAUUGUGGGGAUCUCUCGAAGGUAGCCGAGAGAAACGGAAAGUACAGGCGUUUUAGGCAGGCAGCGUAAAAUGAAGACCCCGUGUUUCCCCCCACUGGCCGUGGGGAAAACGAAUCUGAUAUUGUACAUAGUGUUUCCACAUUCUUUUAAUUCUCUCACCCAUCAUAAGUUCGCACCGUACCCCCGAGUAUUGAGCCUUGAGUUGUUUUCUUUUUCGUUUGGACUAGCUUUUUGUUUUUUUUUCAUCUGCCCCAUUUUUCCCACACUUCCGCCCCCUAUCUCACCAAAACGAACCGGUAAUAAAUUAAACAAAUGCGCUUAAAAAA